GGCGGUGCUUCUGCGGUGACGUCAGAGCAGGCAGGACCACAGACAGGCUGAGCACAUAGUGAACGGCGCCAUGCAUUACCGUCGUACCGACAGCUAACCAGCAGAAAUGCCUCCCGAAGACCUCGACCCAGCGCGGACUGCUCGGACCCGGGUUUCUCUCGUCGCGUGGGGUCUCUGACUCAAGAUGUGAUGAAGGAGAAGGAGAGGAAACAUGGCGGAGUUCUGAGUUUUCCGUCUCGCGCGGUGUAGCGUGGCAGAUCGUUUCCAAAGUUAGCAGGGCGCGUGUGAAGGAUCGGACUUAAAGGGGCAGCGCACCUCAAACAUGGACCGGCACAGAGACCCGGACGGGCAGAGAGACCUGGACCAGCAGAGUGACCUGGAGCGGGAGAGAGAGCCGGACAGAGACUGGCAGAAAGAGGCGGACACGGACAGGCAGAGAGUCCUGGACACGGACAGGCAGAGAGACCUGGACAGGGACCGGCAGAGAGACCUGGACAGGGACCGGCAGUACUGUGAACUCUGUGGGAACAUGGAGAACCUGCUGAAGUGCGGGAGGUGCCGGAGCUCCUUCUACUGCAGUAAGGAGCACCAGAAGCAGCACUGGAAGAAGCACAAGCUCAUCUGUAAGGAGAAGGACAAGACCCCCAAACACAAGCCAGACCAGGCUGCCCUGUCCGGGGACGACCAGGCUCCAGACAGACCCCUAGACAAUCCCAGCUCCGACCAGGCUCCAGAGAGACCCCGAGAGAAGACCAGCUCGGAGCCGGUGGCGGACAGCGAGGCUUCACUGGACCCAGAAGCCGGGGAGAAACCAGGAGAGGAGGGGUCCAACGACCCUGCCACCCCUAACGGGCAGACCGGGUCCUCUCCCCAGAAACUGGCCACGGAGUGCAUCGUGCCCUGCAUGAACAAACACGGGAUCUGCGUGGUGGACAACUUCUUAGGGGCAGAGACCGGACUGGGGAUCCUGGAUAAUGUCAAAGCCCUGCACAAGACCGGCAAGUUCACGGACGGACAGCUGGUGAGCCAGAAAAGCGACUCCACUAAAGACAUCCGGGGGGACAAGAUCACGUGGAUCGAGGGGAGGGAGUCCGGCUGCGAGAAGAUCCGCUUCCUAAUGAGUCGCAUGGACGACCUGAUCAGACACUGUAACGGCAAACUGGGAAACUACACGAUAAACGGAAGGACUAAAGCGAUGGUGGCGUGUUACCCUGGAAAUGGGACAGGAUACGUACGCCAUGUGGAUAACCCCAACGGUGACGGCCGCUGUGUCACCUGCAUAUAUUACCUUAAUAAAGAUUGGACUGCCAAGGAACACGGAGGCCUUCUUCGAAUCUUCCCAGAAGGAAAGGCCCAGUUUGCUGACAUCGAGCCCAAAUUUGACCGUCUGCUGCUGUUCUGGUCGGACAGACGAAACCCUCAUGAGGUUCAGCCCGCCUUCGCCACCAGGUAUGCAAUCACGGUGUGGUAUUUUGACGCGGACGAGCGAGCCAGAGCGAAAGAAAAGUAUUUAACAGGUGCAGGAGAAAAAGGAGUAAAAGUUGAACUUGGUAAACCCUCUGACCCAAGCUAAUGGGACGCCUGCACCUCCUGACAAACCGCCAAUAAGUGCUCUGUCCUCCAGAAAGUGGCCUAUAGAGAGCAUGUGUGUGUUUUUACGCGGCGGAUCAGCAGACUUUUGCUCGAGUGGAUGGACGGUCCAGCGGAGAUGAAACAAACAUACGCAGUGAUUUUCAUUUUCAGCAAACAAGGGGGCGACCCAGCGGACGUUGAAUGUCAUGACAUUGUUCUGAAAGGGACUGUGUGGAUGUUUUCCUCCUCUCUUCUCUCUGGCGGAGGACGCUUUGGUUCCAGCGGACAUCCUCAGAGAGUCUCUUCACGGAGGACUGAAGCUCAGAGAGGAUCUACAUCUUUUGCAUUUUGUUUUUUGCAGUUAAUUCCUUCAAGGUACAGUGUUCUGCAUAUGCUUAGUGUGUUAUGCUUUUCACAUGGAAUCAGCUGUUCUAAGCUACUGUAUGGCAAAAUGUGCUUGAGUUUGCAAUAAUACGAGGAAUGAUUUGAAUUAAAAAACACCCCUUUUCUGACAGAAAGCC
Molecule: messenger RNA, 2093 nt
Organism: Notolabrus celidotus (New Zealand spotty)
Lineage: Eukaryota; Metazoa; Chordata; Actinopteri; Labriformes; Labridae
Gene: egln1a
Product: egl-9 family hypoxia-inducible factor 1a
Exons: 5
Coding region: 323-1573 (416 amino acids)
Biological process (GO): cellular response to hypoxia; peptidyl-proline hydroxylation to 4-hydroxy-L-proline
Cellular component (GO): nucleus; cytoplasm
Molecular function (GO): ferrous iron binding; L-ascorbic acid binding; peptidyl-proline 4-dioxygenase activity
Source: RefSeq, a predicted model, not a curated record